Messenger RNA from Colletotrichum karsti, 1032 nucleotides. RefSeq lists its product as uncharacterized. The coding region runs from base 1 to 1032 and encodes 343 amino acids. Lineage: Eukaryota; Fungi; Ascomycota; Sordariomycetes; Glomerellales; Glomerellaceae. The transcript has a single exon. The record is from RefSeq and is a predicted model, not a curated record.
AUGGACGACAUACGAGAUGUCGAGAAAGACACCAACAGGCAAGAUGCGAGACUCGCGUCUUGGCCAUACGCGAAACCUAAUCCAUUGCGAGACGCGAGUGGAAUCGAGUGCCUCCUGGUCCUCGUCAGGCUCUUCAACUGUCAGCUCCCGCACAGCUCGCCACGUCGAGCCGCCCAAACAGGGAGAGGGGAGCCCCGCCAAUACUCCAGUACGCUGGAACGUCUGUCAUGGGCCAGAAUCAAGGAUACGAAAACCCUAAGUGCAGACAUAUCGAGGUUGAUCAGGGAGCUUGGCGCCGCAAAUCUGAAGGAGGCGACCUUUGAGAGGCUGUUCUGCUCCGAACCUAUGAACUCCGAAGUGUGGUCGAGGCCGGAGCAUCGUCUUUUCGAUACUUUUAUCAAAAAGACGGCCUCCUCCCCCUGGGGCGUGGACACCGAUCCCUACGUCGACAUCUUCCGGAUCGGACGCGACGCCGUCACUCGGCCGCUAGACAUUGGCAAAGAGGUCAUCAGCUGGUGCGACAACAUCAUAACCCGAGAGGACGGUGCCAAACUGCGCCGCUUUCCUCCGCCCCCUCUCUACUUCCGCAUCGAGUACACGCCGUUCGAAGGCGCUGGCGUCCAGGACCUCUCCGAUUUGCAGGUCUGGAGCUUCCGAGACCCGCGCCUGGAAGCGAAUCAGCCAGACGACGGCGUCGAUCACGCAAGCAUUCGCUACGUUCUCACGGCGGCGGUUCGCAUGAGGUCCGAGCCCAAUGAGCGUGACCACCUCCGCCUUUUCACGGUCGAUGGGUCGGAUAUCUACACGGGGAUGACGCCUCCCGAUGGGGAUCCUUGCUGGAGCAUCGGCCUUCCAGGCCACAAAUACCUCCUGAUCUACACCAUUAGCAACUGGCCGAUCUGCGAGCUGACCCCGCAAGAGCGCGAGGACUUGAUCCUAGACAGGCGGGACACCAACGAUGAGGCCGCCCGAUUGUGGGAGUCGGGACGCAGGCACUUAGCGUCUUUGAUGGCUUCUGGGCACUUCGAAUAG